This is a messenger RNA of Kickxella alabastrina, 624 nucleotides long. Its product is annotated as putative thioredoxin-like protein 4A. The record is from RefSeq and is a predicted model, not a curated record. Bases 89 to 517 code for a protein of 142 amino acids. Gene Ontology annotation, biological process: mRNA splicing, via spliceosome. Gene Ontology annotation, cellular component: U4/U6 x U5 tri-snRNP complex; U5 snRNP; spliceosomal complex. NCBI's taxonomy places the organism in Eukaryota, Fungi, Kickxellomycota, Kickxellomycetes, Kickxellales, Kickxellaceae. The transcript has a single exon.
AAAAAGGCUAGCAAUACCUACAUUGUAAACCACACAUAUAUUUUUGUUCAUUAUUUGUAUAUUUAUUAUUUCCUACCACAAUUAAACCAUGUCAUAUUUCCUACCACAUCUGACGAACGGAUGGCAAGUGGACCAGGCGAUUCUCUCAGAAGAAGACCGCGUAGUAGUGAUAAGGUUCGGGCACGACUGGGAUUCGCAAUGCAUGACGAUGGAUGAGACGCUGUACGAGAUAGCCGAGAAGGUCAAGAAUUUUGCAGUCAUAUAUUUGGUGGACAUAACGGAGGUUCCAGACUUUAACACGAUGUACGAGCUGUUUGAUCCUUGCACAGUGAUGUUCUUCUUUAGGAACAAGCAUAUGAUGAUUGAUUUGGGGACAGGAAAUAAUAAUAAGGUUAAUUGGCCGAUUGAGGAUGGGCAGGAGCUUAUUGAUUUGAUCGAGGUCGUGUUUCGAGGAGCGAGGAAGGGAAAGGGCCUAGUGCUGUCGCCCAAGGAUUACUCGACAAAAUACAAAUAUUGAGAUGCUAGAAUUUUUUAUUUUUAAAACGGAAGCCAUAAACAAUUUUGCAUUGGUUAUGUAGUACAUAAUUGUCAGCUAAAUACCGAAAUUUAUUUUGAAGAUUGGAU